This is a messenger RNA of Hyposmocoma kahamanoa, 6544 nucleotides long. RefSeq names its product 3'-5' RNA helicase YTHDC2-like. The record is from RefSeq and is a predicted model, not a curated record. The transcript has 14 exons. Gene Ontology annotation, molecular function: ATP binding; protein binding; RNA binding. Gene Ontology annotation, cellular component: intracellular anatomical structure. Bases 84 to 4124 code for a protein of 1346 amino acids. Lineage: Eukaryota; Metazoa; Arthropoda; Insecta; Lepidoptera; Cosmopterigidae.
CGAUUUUGCUCAAGUAAACAUUAUUUCUGUUAUAAUUUGUAAAUGAUUUACUUAUUAACCGUUUGGACCUCUAAUUAUAAAAAAUGAGUUCUAAAAAAGGCAGAAAAUCGAAACAUUUUCCUAUCGCGGAAUCUGUGAGCAUUGCUUUGAAGAUCCAGUUGGAUAAAUUCCUCAGCGACGAUAAUGAGACUGAGUUGAAGUUUCCUACUUUCCUUUCGGCUCAAGAGCGUGGCUUUAUCCAUGAAACCGUUGCCAAAUUAGGGCUGAAGUCCAUAUCGCGCGGGAAAGGUGUAAAUCGCUUUUUAACAAUUUACAAGCGUUCGGGUUCCACAAUUAUUCAGAAUGAUGCCAAACUGAUCUUGGACUCAAAUAUGAGAUGCACAAUUGCAGAGCUAUUCAAUGCGUUCCCAAUCACCAGCAAAGAGAAAGAUGACCUCAGCAGUUGCCCGGAGAAGGAACGAAGUCCACAACUAGUGCACAAGUCCUUGGGGCAAUUGAGCAAUGGAGUUGCACAGGUGCCAAAUACAACAUAUAAUCCAGAAUUGUUAAAGUUCAGGGAAAAGCUUCCAGUGUAUGAACAGAGGCAGGAGUUGAUUAAUGCUAUCACUCAGAAUCAGGUAAUAAUCGUGGCCGGCGCAACAGGCUGCGGCAAGACUACGCAGCUGCCACAGCUGGUGCUGGAUCACUGCCAGGAGCGCAAGCUGCCAGCGCGCAUUUACUGUACACAGCCAAGAAGGAUAUCUGCAGUCUCCGUCGCCGAAAGAGUAGCAUACGAACGGAUGGAAAAAAUAGGUCAAACAGUGGGGUACCAGAUUCGGUUAGAGUCUCGGGUGUCCCCACGAACAGUACUCACGUACUGCACUAACGGAGUACUGCUGAGGACACUCAUGACGGGAGACACCUCUUUGUCAGGGGUGUCGCACGUGUUCGUGGACGAGGUGCACGAGCGCGACAAGUUCAGCGACUUCCUGCUGAUCGCGCUGCGCGACGCGCUGCCCCGCGCGCCCGACCUCAAGCUCGUGCUCAUGUCCGCCACCAUGGACACGCACAUCUUCUCCAGGUACUUCAAUAACUGUCCCGUGGUGACGAUUCCGGGUCGUCUGUACGAGGUGCAGCGGUACUAUCUCGAAGACGUACUCAAGAUCACGCAGUACAAGACCAAGAACAUGCUGAAGGCCGAAAAAGAUUUGAAACACAAGUUGAAGACCGGGCAGAGCUACUGGUCGCAUCUUGAAGGUCAAAAGAAAUUAGACGAAGGGAGCGGUUCAAGUAGCAGUAAAGAUAGAGAAGAGAACGAAAACGCGCUAGAUCCCGCACUGCAAGCCGAUAUGGACGAAUUCCUGGAGGAGUGCUUCAAGGAGGGCAGCUUGGACUCGUUCUGCCAGAUCCUGUACAUGUACCUGUCGGAGGGCGUGCCGGUGCAGAGCGCGCACAGCGCCUCGGGCCGCACGGGGCUGAUGGCCGCGGCGCAGCACGGCCUCACCGAGACCGCCACGCAGAUCCUGCAGAUCGGUGGCGACGCCGCGGCGAAGGACCGGGACGGCAAGACGGCCUACGACUACGCGGUCGCGGGCGGCCACGCCGAGUGCGCCCGAGUCCUGGCCGCGUUCGACCGCGCUGACGAGGCCAAGGACAAGACCGACGAAGACGACGCGGUCGACGACUUCCUGCUGGACGUCUACCACCACAGCGUAUCGGAGGAACUUAUUGACCACAACUUGAUGCUCGCCCUCAUCAAACACAUCCACGUCAAUCUUCAGAAGGGGUCGAUCCUCGUAUUCCUUCCCGGUUACGACGACAUCGUCACCCUGAGGGACAUGAUCCAGGGAUGCCCCGAGAUGAACGUCCACAAGUACCAAAUCUUUACGCUUCACAGCAAUAUGCAAACCAUCGAUCAAAAAAAAGUGUUCAAUCCGUUGCCGAAUGCUAGGAAGAUUAUCAUUUCGACCAACAUCGCUGAAACUUCGAUCACGAUCGACGACGUAGUGUACGUCGUGGAUUCGUGCAAAGUGAAGGAGAAGUAUUACGAGUCGAAUGGGGGCGUGUGCUCUCUGCAAUGCGUAUGGACUUCGAGAGCCUGUUGCCAGCAAAGAGCCGGUCGGGCCGGUAGGACAAAACCUGGGCACUGUUUCCACAUGUGCUCAAAACGAAGAUUCAAGACGCUACCUCUUAAUUCAAUACCAGAAAUCCUACGCGUCCCGUUGCAGGAGCUCUGCCUUCAUACAAAAUUGCUAGCUCCGGGAAACACACCUAUUGCAGAUUUUCUAUCGAAAGCACUGGAGCCGCCUUCAUUCUUAGCUGUAAGAAAUGCCGUGGCGCUAUUAAAAACGAUCGGAGCCUUGACGCCCAUGGAAGACCUAACAGAAAUCGGUCAACAUUUGCUAGACCUGACAGUGGAACCGAAAUUGGGUAAAAUGCUGCUCUAUGCCUGCGUCAUGAAGUGCCUGGAUCCAAUACUGACAAUUGUAUGCAGUUUAGCAAACAAGGAACCGUUCCAGAUAUCUUUGAACCCAGAAAAUAGGAAGAGAGGAAGUACAGCAAGAAAGGAAUUUGCGGCGGACAGUUACUCAGACCACAUGUCGUUGCUUCGAGCUUUCCAAGCUUGGCAAACCGCUCGUGCCAACGGAACUGAAAGAGUUUUCUGUGCCAAAAACCUGAUUUGUGGUGCGACCAUGGAAAUGAUUGUAGGUUAUCGAUCUCAAUUGCUUGCUCAGCUUCGAGCUUUGUGCCUUGUCAAAGCGAGAGGAUCCGGAGACAUUAAGGACGUCAAUUUGAACUCUGAGAAAUGGCAUGUCGUGAAAGCCGUCCUUGUCAGCGGAUUGUAUCCGUCCAUUGCCCGAAUAGACAGAGAUUCUUGCACAUUGAGAACCUCGAAAGAAGUGAAGGUGGCUUUCCACCCCAGUUCAACGUUAAAUCGAGGUGGAGGCGCGUCAGGCUCUCAUAAGUCAGUGGAGAGCCUUCCUACUGAUUGGGUGGUAUUUGAAGAGAUUUCGCGGGCUGGGAGGUUGUGUUUCAUCAGAUGCAACACGUUGGUGACUCCAUUGACAGUGGCCUUGUUCGGUGGUCCUUUAAGGUUGCCAUCCGGAGCACUGACUCAAAGAGCGAAUCCUCCAGGAUUGUCCAGCGAUUCAGACUCAGAAGCUGAUGAAAACAAUUCCUCUCCAGAUACAGCAGUGUUAACCCUCGAUGAUUGGAUGGCAUUUACUGCUGAUGCUUCUGACGCUAUCAGCGUAUAUUACCUACGUCAGAAGUUAUGCGCUUUAGUGAUUCGCAGAAUGUCGAACCCCGCAAAACCAAUGACACCUCUGGAUGAACAGAUCUUGAACACUGUUGUCCACGUGUUGGGUGCUGAGGAGAAGAACGUCGGUCUUAAUCAACCCAGUGGAAUCGGUCAGCGACCGAAACCAUUAACUCUCGAUUCUGCCAACUGGAGGAUGAGGGUCGAUGAUGAUCAGUACAGGAAUAAUGACAACAAGUACCAAGGUUAUCCUCAGUACCAGAAUCAGGAGUAUGGGAACAAUUUUUACCAGAACCAAUAUUACAGGAAUGGACAAGGGAGACCUGGAUGGAGGAACGAUCAGAUGCCUCAAGGUUUUUCUCCAUCGUCGUAUAGUGGACCUAAAAGCCCGAUGUCUCCGAACGGGAAGACGUUGUUGGCGAAUAUAGAGAAAUAUGCAGAAAAUAAUGAGAACAACGUGCGAUACUUCGUGGUGAAGACCGAUGACAUUCACAGCGUGGAAGCCGCGGCGCAGAAUAAUGGCACUUUCGCGUUCUCGCCGAAUACGGCCAAGAAAUUGCAGAAGGUUAAACAGGAGGGCCACCGCGUGGUGCUGUUCUUCUCGUGCGCGGCCUCGUCCAAGUUCGUGGGCUGCGCGUCGUUGCUGGACCCCAACGGCACCCUGGACUGGGCGCACGCCCACCAGCUGCCCUUCCACAUGGUGCGACACAUAUCAAACUCCCUGGCUGGGGGGGCACGCAUCGCAGGUGCGAGAGACGGAACGGAAUUGUGUCCGGCAUCCGGACGGGCGUUGUACGCGGCUUUGCAGCAGCACACGCGGCGGCGACCGCACCAACAUCCGCAUUCACAUCCACGACCAAUACAAAAACAAAACCCCGACCAAUAGGUAAUGAUAACCGAGAGUGCGCGUGCGACUAAAUGACCUUCCGAUUGAUUUUGGUUUGUAUAAGGCAGCGAAGCCAGAGUCCUCGAAUCGAUAAUUACGUUUCGUUACCAAAAAAGUUAAAAUUUUGCUGCAAAUGAUUUUGAAGAUAAUUUUGUAUUUCGAUACCUAAUGUUAUGAAAAAAUUUGGUUAGUGAAAAGUCAUCAAAUUUAGUGUAGAAUGAUCGGUAGUUACGAAUGUACGAAAAAUGAUACGUCAGUAUAUGAGGAGAGGGGCGAUUGUAAUCAAACUUUAAUUCACAGUAUUUUUUAAACCAAGAGUCUCCCAUCAAUAUAAAUGUUAUUUAUUAAACGUUUUUUGAUGAUGUAUUUUAAAAUGAAUUUUGUCACCACUUGUUUUUAGUUUGAUAAGUUUUUGUAGCUUUUUGUUUUCAAAGUAUCUCUUAAAUUAUUGUGGUUUAAUUAAUUUUGGCUGUUAGAAGUAUGUCAUUCAUUUAAGGUCAAAAUUAAUCAUAAUUUUGCGUUAAUAAAAUUUGUAGGAGUUACAUUUUCGGUCUGUAAACUAAAUGUAUGACGAUUAGCAUAAGUUAUUUUUGUUGUUUGGUUUAAUUUUCAGGUUUCAGUAUGCGCAAGCGCAUCUAUAGAUUCUAGUUUUAAUUUGCAGUCCAACAAGUGAAUUGCUUUCACAUUUUGGUUGGAUCACACUAGGUCCCACGCUUUUAGUAUGCGCAAGUGCAUCGUGCGUUACAAUCUUUAUUUAUUGUCCAACAAGUGACAUUUUACUACAUAAGUCAACAGUCUGUCUGCUAUUUAUAUCGUAGUUAUUUAAUUUACGGACCACAAAUUAACAUUGGUAUUUUAUUAUGUAACCAUUUUGAUUUCACAAAAUGGAGUGUGCUCAUGUUCUCGUGUACAUAUUGAAUGAUUGUUUGAUUUUAGAAGCUUUUAGUUCAACUAAGUUUAUUUUGUGUGAUCGCAUACGUUUGUUAUUAGCAUCCUAGUUCAUCGUCAGUAUUUAAUUUAACAACUUAACACGUACUACUGGAAAUCGUGUUCUCUGCAGAAGUAAGUAACUACUAUACGAGCUGGUUAGGAAAGACGGUGUAUUUAAAAAGUCUGCAUCAAAAUUAUUUCCUGAAAAGUGUAUCUUAUCACAUAACAUAACGUCAAAAUUUGCCGUUUGAAAAGUGAUAGUUUGUGUACUUUCGACCGAUGUGUUAAAAGAACUACUGAGAAUUUACCUUCUUUUACAAUGUAACUCGCAUAUACAUAUAUAUUUAAAAAUUGUAUAAUAUAUAACAGUCUAUACCUAUUUACAUAAAAAAGCAUUGAGGCCAUUUUAUUGUGCCGCUCGCACUAUUGGUUGGUUCGUCCAGAAACGAUCUGAUAAUGAUGAUACGCGUAUCAAAUUAAGUUGGAGGUAUUUUUCAUUGGUAAUUGCUUUAAUUUGCUUCUAGGACCAAUUUAUAGUGAGCCGAAAUAUAUAAACAGAAUAUCAUAUCACACCUUCAAUAACAAAGUGACCAAAUUCCGAAAGUAACUUUUGUGUAAACUGACAAAAUGGAUUAAAAAAAUAACAUUAGUGUCACCGCAUACUGGUGACAAAUUUGACAUUUGAUAUGAAACACAAUACACAUAUCGUGACUCAAUAUUUCGUAUGAUUGGAAAUUUAGUGAAAUAUUUCUUUUUUUUCUAAUAAAUAAAUAGCUAAAUUGGAACUUCAUCAAAAUCCAUUCCAUUUUUUUUAACAUAAAUUUCCGAAUGCAUUUUUUUCUUGGCCUGUUUCCUAAAUGUUUUUUUCCGAUUUUCGUCACUAUGUAAUUUAAGGGUGCAAUACAAACAAUGUUGUAUAGAAGUCGGAAUACAUUGUCUUCUGCCUUCUGCUCGUGCUGCAUUUACCAUUAAAUAUUUGUGUGUUUGGUACGGAACCAACCAGUGCUUCUAUAGUACUUCUAGAGUCUAUAUAAGCUUUCAGCUGUCUGUUGUUCAAAACUAGAUUUAGUUAGAAAAUGCCUACUAUUGUAGCAAAAACGAAACUAAAUGCGUUCCUGUACAAGGGACCGAUUUCAUAUAUUAUAUAUUUAGCAAUUUUUUUUACUAUUAGACCAAAAAAAAUUUUACUAUUCUAGCAACAAUGUUGAGUUUAGACUUUGCACAGGGAACCUUUUCCCUUAUUCGAAUAGCUUUAGUUAAAUUAUUUUACCCAAACUUUUAACCUAAAAGUGGAAUAAGAUUUCGUGCGCCAGCACGGAAUAUCACUUGUCCUUACACAUCCCUCACGCUUACAUACGAAUGUGAAUUUGGCCUGAGGAAGCAUGACCGUGUGGACAGGCUUUAGUAUAUAACUAACUGUCACUAUGUGUGUUAAACAGUUUAUUAGCGUGUAAAAUACAGUGAUAUGCGCGAUGACGUUAUUGAAUUUA